GAGAUUGUAACAAGUAAACGCUAAUUCAACUUCUAGAACCUACAGCAGGCAUUUAACUUUUCAGUUUUCAAUGCAAUAUUGAGCAGCUUUCAUCGUAUAUGAAAAUAUAGUACAAUGCUUAUCUAAAGCUUUCACAAUUUAACCAAUAAUCAUAUUUGCAGCAGCAUAUAUAAAACAUCAAUGCUUACUUGUGCAACCCACCUCAAUGAAGCACAAAUACGCAUUAUACGCAUAAGAACAAUCUUAUAGGUAUCCAAACCACCCUUCAAUUUGUCUACAUGAUUUGGUCUUGAUAAGAACAGCCAACCACAAUCUUGUAUCUUUCUAAAUGUCUCUCUACUCAACCACCUCAGACCCUUCUAGCAAUGAGUGACUUCCACCUCGUUUAGAAGUCAUAAUGAAAAGAUCUUAUUCUGCCACUCUUCCUAUCAUAUCUUUUUAAAGCCCAUCUUCCUUGCAAACUAAACCUACAUCUAUUUUCUAUCUUCAAUGUUUACUAGAAAAAUAUAACAUCAAGCCCUUCGACACGAAUGAAAAUGAAGGUAAGUGUAAACUCUUACCAAAUUCAGAAUAAGAGCUAUGUUCAUUCCUUUAAACUUUAUUUUUGCAUUCCAUUCAUGCAGUUAUUACAAUGGGUGCACCACAAAUUUCGGCACGGUAGCAUUGAGCCUCUCAAGGAUCUCAGUAUUGGUAUUCCUACUACUUUUCAGUAAUUUUCUUCUUUUUCCCCACAUCUUAAAUAAUGUUGCAGCCAGACAUCAGUCAAAACUUUUAAUUCGAAUAAAUCAGGUUACAAAUAUUAGCAUAAUAAAUCCUUGAUCAUAAUAUACAACGCUGCAGUCAAGGCUAAGAAUUCAGUUCAUAUUCCUUGAUCUUAAUAUGACACUGCAGAACCCCAAAUUGUCUGAGGCAGCCAAUCUCUUGUGGACAGUGUCCACCUGAUAGCUCUCAUUGGCGAAUUAUGUUGGGACCACCAACCACGUUGUACUAACUAAUGAAAUUACUCAACCAUCAGAGAGACCAGUUUAUUACAGCAACAAUGCAGCCACUGAGAUGACUUGAUUAUAUACACAGAUCAAGCCAUUCUUCAUUUGUUAUUUUCACACAUGUCCUAAUUCCUUUUGUAACUAAUUUCAGGGGAUCCUGGUAUUUUCCUUUCAGCUCAGCCAUCAGUUGAUGAUCAACAUUCCUAUAUGAAGUCAAGCUUUGGCUCCAGCUAUGGAUCUACAUCCUUGGAGCCCCCUAAAAGGGACCAAGAAAAAUCUUUUUCUGAAUCUGAAGCCAAUAGAGAAGAAGAAACAUCUGCUAUUAUCUCAGAGCUAUUUCAUGGCUUUCUCACCAUUGGAACACUUGGCUCUGAACCAAGUAUCAAUGAGCCGGAAACACCAACUUUUGCAACAACUUUAGAGAACUUAAGUGAGCAAAAAACAGAAGUGACACAGAAUGACUUGAAGCUCAUCAGCUAUGAGCUAGAAAAGUUCCUUGAGGCGGAGACAAAGGAAGAAGGGGUUCAUGCAUCAUCAGCAAGGAACAGUCAAGCUAGCACUAUUACACUCAAUGGCAAGCAAAUGGAGGAAUCCGAAGAUGAAGAGUACUGGACAACAACUGUGGUAUGUCCGCUCAAAGAAUAUCUCUUUGGGUCCUCAAUUGAACUACCAGACACAAGAAUAGAAGCGAAGAAAGAAAAGACAUCACUGCAAGAGCUGUUUGAUAGGACAAAGAUGACAACUGAAAAUUGUAAGGAGACAAGUGAGAGUGUGGAUAUAAAAUCCGAGCAUAAGCAUACAUCUGCCACGCAGUUCAUGAAGAAGAUCAUUAAAAAACUCCAUGCUUCUUCGAAAAGCUCUGCCCCUUGUACUGGUGGUGAUGUAACUGAUCCUGUUUCCACCAGGAAGAAAUUUGGUGAGGCAUCUGAUUCUGUUUCAACCAAGAAGAAACCCCAUAAGGUUGGGUUCCUACAACUAGAUAUUCCCAGACCCACAGCUAAACAGCACGUCUGAUGUCUCUGCAUCACACACACACACGCACACGUGUACGUAGAUGUGUACAUACAUACAUAAAUACAUCAUUGCAUUGCAAUGAUUGUAUCAGUGCUAUCCUAGAUACAGCUAAGUCAAACACAAGAAUUUGAUGCUAUCAAAGAUCUGAUUUUCAGCAUCUAGACCAAAGAAACAUUAAUGGUGAGAGAUCCAAUGGUUGUUUACGGUUUUUUGCACACACAAAGGAUGUGACCCUGACACCAGAGAUAAAUUAAUUGUGUGAACCAAAAUGUAGCAUGAAAAUCAUCCCUGCUAGCAUGCUUAGGUCUUAGGAUGUGAUUUAUACACUCAAAAGAAGGUGUUGUUUCCAAGUUACUGAUCUCUGUAAAACCUAGCAUCCAGCCUCCUUAUUUAUCCAAACUAAUCAGUAGAGUUUCCAUGAGAUGUCUUCAUCAGACAACAAUCUCUCUUUUAAUAAUUUGACGAAAACCACCAGGUGUUGCCUUCACUUAGAUUUGGGAAAAGAAAAAAGUGGAUAACACUUCACAUUCAACUUUUUCGUUUCUUUUUGAGUGGCAUGCAGAUCUUACGUAUGUUCCAUAGAAGGAUCCAUCCUGAAAGCUCUACAGCUGCAAGAGAAUUUGUCGAGGCCGAGAAAUACAAGGACAAGAACAAUUCCAGUGCCCAUGGUGGUCGUAGUGAAAAUAUGAUGCUCAUGGGCAGAGACAACAUAAGGUUCCCUCAAGGGGCAAUGAUAAAGGAGGGGACUGAACAUUGUAAGAAAUACAUGAACUUUCCCCAAUACAGGCUGAGUGGCAGCAAUUUUAGAAGAAAGGGAGAGCACUGGAUUAAAACAGAUGCAGACUACUUGGUGUUGGAGCUGUAGGAAUAGAAGUUGCAAGAAAAGUCAGUGGUCUUGAUCCUUUCUGAGACAGAAUGCCAAUGUUGUGUUUGAUAAUAUUAUCUUUUCAUGUACUUAUUUAUGAGUGAUUGAGUGUUGAUGAACUCAAGAAAAAAUGAAAAAAGACUAGAAGGUAUUCAUCUCUCCUCAGUGUGUUGAUGAAGUUGUGACUUAGUUUUAUCUAAAUUUCUUUCCCAAUCAAUAAAGAUUUCAAUUAUCUACAAGUCUUAUUUGAAUGGUCGAGACUUGAGAGCCAUUCUCAAAUUUCUUGAAUAAGUAUUCCAGUUACUAGCAUGCUAUAUGGUGUAUCCCAUAUUUUAUGAAACCAGACCCUUUCUUUCGUUGCCUAUUGUGUUGUUUGAACAUCAUAUAUUCUUAUCAGACAUUGAGGAAACUUGAUCUUAGUCAAAGAGGCGGAUAUCAACAAAUAUUCUCAAACAUCACACCAUGGUUUCACAAUUGGUUAUCCAAAUUUAAUGCAUCAAUUCUUAGGAACCCACUAUCCAGGCAAAGCACUACUGUUUAUGUGCUACAUGGUUCAAAGUCCAAUUCAAAUAGGUAGCACCAUAAAUUUGUGGACAUGAGUGUCAGAAGUAAAUAAAAGUAAAGAGUCAAACCUCACAGCAUGCCAUGUUGAGGCAGCACCAUCUUGCUGAAAUCAAAUCGGUAGAAGCUCUUCCCUAAGAAACCCACCCAUCUCCAUCCUCCAAGAUCGAUCAACUAUAGCUGCUAACUCUCUGAAAGGCCCAUUAUAAGUUCCCAUAAGCAGAACACAAAAUGUAUAGAACAAGAGGAAAACAAGAGACCAGGUAAUACAGUUCGUUUAUAAUUCCAAAUGGGUGAAGGGCCUAGGUGGUAGAUUA
Prunus avium (sweet cherry) is the source of this 3743-nucleotide messenger RNA. The record is from RefSeq and is a predicted model, not a curated record. Lineage: Eukaryota; Viridiplantae; Streptophyta; Magnoliopsida; Rosales; Rosaceae.